AUGAGGCUGUCGAUCGGAGCUACAUUGGCGGUGGGCGCGUGUCUGCUGCUAGCCGAGCCGGUAACCGGCUUCUUCAACCUCUUCCUCAGCCAAGCGGAGGUCCGCAAGCUCAUGGGUCUGAAAGCCGAGCUGUUCUACGUGCGCGAGGGUGUGGUCAACGAGUACGCGAUGAAGUUCGUGGUGCCGGUGCCGGCAGCCGUGCACAAGCUACACUUCACGUGGGAGAGUCUCGCCGGUAGGCCGCUGCCCUACACCAUCUACGUGGACAUAAGCAACCCGGCGGCCCUGACGACGUCGCUCAACGUCUCGGAGACGGGCGAGAUACCAACGGGCGGCGUGCAGACUUGGGCCCUGGCGCUGCACUGCGGCCCGUACGACGCCGAGAUCGAUCUUUCGGUGAUGAUAAGCGUGUCGACGACGCGGCGCAACAGCACGAGGCUCGAGUUCAAGCGGAAGAAGAUCUGCCUGAAGGACAAGAGCAACAGCCACCCGGUCAUCGACGGGGUCUCGAUAGCCGCCUCCAGCACCAACUCGGGUGGACAGGUCUUUUACGCGGCCGUUGGUUGCGCGUGCGCCUUCAUCGCGGCCAUAUGCGUCCUGGUGCUCGCCUACUACGUCAAGGACAAGAAGGCCCGAAGGCACAGGGAGCCCCUCCAAGAGUCGCGAGGACUCGGCUCGGCGUGCAGCGUGGAGAGGGGCACCGGUAUCGGGCCGGCGCAGACCUUCCUGUCACCGGACACGCCGCCCCCGCCCUCCGCGGCUUCCGUCUCGACGUACCGGAGGCUGGACGAGAGGUCGAACCGGGAGCUGUACGAGCGCAUCCAGGAGAUCACCAUUCAGAGGUGCAGAGUGCGUCUCCUGAGCGUCGAGAUGGAGGGAACUUUCGGCCGCGUCUACAGGGGAAGCUAUCACGAGGAGGGGGCGACCACGCCGAAGGACGUGCUCGUUAAAACCGCGGCCGAGCACGCAUCUCAAGCCCAGAUGGCUCUGCUGUUGCGCGAGGGCCUGUCGCUGUACGGACUGAACCACCCGGGGCUACUGGCCGUGCUCGGCGUCUCGGUCGAGGACCGCGGAGCUCCGUUCCUCCUGUAUCCGCACACCGGCUACAGGAACAUGAAGAGGUUCCUGCUGCGCUGCAAGCUCAGCAGCGAGGGCCCGGCUCGCGCCCUUACCACCCAGGAGCUCGUCGAGAUGGCUCUGCAGAUCGCCAAGGCCGUGCAGUACCUGCACCGCAAGCGGCUCGUCCACCGGGACAUUGCCGCCCGGAAUUGCGUGGUCGACGACGAGCUGCGCGUGCAAAUCGCCGACAACGCGCUGGCGCGCGAUCUCUUCCCCCAGGACUACUACUGCCUGGGCGACAACGAGAAUCGGCCGAUCAAGUGGCUGGCUAUCGAGAGUCUCCUCAACAAAUCGUUCAGCACCGCCUCGGACGUGUGGGCGUUUGGUGUACUGCUCUGGGAACUGACGACGCUCGCGCAGCAGCCGUACGUAGAGGUCGAUCCGUUCGAGAUGGCCUCCUACCUGAGGGACGGCUACAGGCUGGCCCAGCCGGUCAACUGCCCGGACGAGCUGUUCGCCGUGAUGGCCUACUGCUGGGCCAUGUCGCCCGACGAGCGGCCCACCUUCAGCCAGCUCAUCGUCUGCCUGCAGGAGUUCCACGCCCAGCUCACCAAAUACGUUUAAGAAGGACAGCGGGCCGCAGUACAGGCGUUACCACAGGGUCGUUUUUUUUUUUUUAUCAGAGAGGACGAAAAUAGUGAUUCGUCCUUGGUAACUUCAAAUCAAACGAAUAUAUAUGUGUAUGAUAUACUCACUUGUAGCGAGGGGGAAAAAAUUUAAUACCGUAAACAGAUUGGAAUAUCGUUGUUGAACAGGGUAGCUUAUAGCUAAUCGAGCAUGUUUUUCCGUGGUGAUCAGAAUCGUGAUUCGCCGGAGAUAUAUCGAUGUUUAAUGUUUAGGGAUCCCGAAGGUUUUACACUUAUCUCAAUCGAUACAAACGAGUAGAGAGAGCUUAUUUAACUUGGAGAAAAAAAAAUGUGUUACGACGUAGAUCGAGAGAUAAAUUGAAUAUAUAUAUAUAUAGGACUAUAGAGAUUAUGAAAAGUUGUUACAAUAUAUGAUAUAACGGAGAUUUUUUUACUAUUUCAUGUAUACAUGUAUAUGUGUGGUGUAACGACGGUGUGAUUUCUCAUUAUUUCGUUACUUCGACCUGAUGAAAUUUUAACCCUCGAGCGUAAUUUUAUUUAUUACCUUCAGCCUGUAUAUAAUUGUCGAAAUAAUUGCAGCAUGACCUGACUUAUUUAGCUCGUAAGGUUUUACUAGUUUUUAAGGUUUUGAGAUUCUUUAUUUUAUUUUGAUAUUUUAAUUCUGUUAAAAUUUACCAAAUUCGCGCGAAAACUACACGUAUCAUUUGUACGAUUGCAACGAUCAAACGACACUAAGGCCAGCAAAAAUUUUAAAAAUCGGAAGCUGGCUUACUGAUUUAAAAAAAACUUGUAGUUUUCCUCCCCUU
Molecule: messenger RNA, 2512 nt
Organism: Copidosoma floridanum
Lineage: Eukaryota; Metazoa; Arthropoda; Insecta; Hymenoptera; Encyrtidae
Gene: dnt
Product: tyrosine-protein kinase Dnt
Biological process (GO): protein phosphorylation; multicellular organism development; cell surface receptor protein tyrosine kinase signaling pathway
Cellular component (GO): signaling receptor complex; plasma membrane
Molecular function (GO): protein tyrosine kinase activity; ATP binding
Source: RefSeq, a predicted model, not a curated record